Messenger RNA from Kalmanozyma brasiliensis GHG001, 507 nucleotides. RefSeq names its product putative polysaccharide biosynthesis protein. Gene Ontology annotation, cellular component: cytoplasm. The record is from RefSeq and is a predicted model, not a curated record. The transcript is spliced from 4 exons. NCBI's taxonomy places the organism in Eukaryota, Fungi, Basidiomycota, Ustilaginomycetes, Ustilaginales. Bases 1 to 507 code for a protein of 168 amino acids.
AUGUCAGCCGGAGCAUUCGACGCCAACAAGGCGCAAAACCUGCCCGAGAUCGAGAAGCAGAUGGCCGUGCGCUGCGUCGAGCAUGCGCAGACCUACUGGAACCUCUUGGAGAAGAUCAAGCCCUCGACUCUUCGCCUGACCAAGCUCGAUGACGAGAUGUACGAGGACUUCCAGACCAGCUUUCCGGAAUUCGCAGAGUCGACCGACCCCAAGUCGGUGGUCAAGAUCGAUGAAGAGGCCAUGAAGAGCCCUGCUGGCAAGGAGAAGUGGAGAACCUUCAUCAACAAGUACGAGAACAAGGUCGCCGACUUCAACUUUGGCACAUUGAUCCGAACCGACGCUUCCGACGAAUACACUCAGUUCAACACCACUUUCGUCACGCGGCUUCAAUUUUACGUAUACGAGAUUGCUCGUUGCCGACGAGGCCUCAACGACUGGAUCUACGAGAAGGCGCAAAAGGAGGCUGCCAAGGAGAAGGCAAAGAAGGCCGCUUCCGAGUCGAAGUAA